AAGCAAAACGAAGAGUUUUCGAUUUCAGCGACGUUCUCGACUUUGCUCAAUAUAGUUUCUUUGGUUGCUGUCCUGCAUCGAUUGCGAUUCGAUGAGUCUUCAAACCAUCCGAGUUAUAUACCAAUAAUUGCGAUCCUUUUUAUUAAUUUAUUUCUUAGUUGUUUAUUGUUUUUGCCAUCAAAAGCGUUUCUCACAUCCAGCGGUGUAUUUAAUGAAUUCGGUUGUAAUUUGUAUGGAUCAGUGGACCUUUGCUUAUCACUUUUACAAAUUAAUAGUGCUUCGUUCAUUGCACUGGAUAGAUAUAUUGUUACUGUUACACCAUCUUGGCUAUCUUCUGGUUCAAAAGCAGAGAAAUAUAUUGGUUUUCUAACCACUACAUUUCUCCUAUUCUUUCUUAUUCCGUCUUGUUCAACUGGCGCGUUAUAUUAUAGUAUUAUCGAGCAUGUCAAAGAAUCUAGUCAAAAAAAUCGUGAUGAUUCCCUAAAUCAAAAUGUUCAUUGUCCCUGGGCAUCAGAACAAUAUAUUUCAGUGACUUGUUUGAUAUGCUUAUUAGCGACAACUACACCUUAUCUUCCUUAUGCAAUCGCUUGUCUUAAUCCUUUCGACAGAAAUUUUGCGGAUAUCUCAUAUAAUGUGACACCAGUGAUAUUAUCAAGGCUUAGUACAAUAUUUGCUCCAAUCGCUUUCGUAUGGAUGAAUGAUUCGAUAUGUAAAAAAAGGCAAACGAAUCGGCUACAACGUAUGAGUACUUAUCAUACAAUAACUGCUAUCGCAGAAGUUCCAACUAUUUCCUGUUCAAUUCUUGCUCCAGCAAUCGUUCGAAGACAGUUGCCCAAAGUUCCAGAGCAUUUUUUGGAGAAGGCAAAUGCAAUUUCUCCUUAA
Dracunculus medinensis (Guinea worm) is the source of this 882-nucleotide messenger RNA. The record is from the annotation of a GenBank genome assembly. NCBI's taxonomy places the organism in Eukaryota, Metazoa, Nematoda, Chromadorea, Rhabditida, Dracunculidae.